This is a messenger RNA of Camellia sinensis, 3797 nucleotides long. Its product is annotated as putative disease resistance protein At1g51480. Gene Ontology annotation, molecular function: ADP binding. The record is from RefSeq and is a predicted model, not a curated record. NCBI's taxonomy places the organism in Eukaryota, Viridiplantae, Streptophyta, Magnoliopsida, Ericales, Theaceae.
UUCUAGCUGAUAGGUCCCCUUUCAUCUCUACUAUAAUACUAUUGUCUAGCGAGCAGUGAGUAGCAGUGCUGAAACUCCAAACGAGGGGCAAGUAGCUCGAAUAAAUGUUUAAAAAUGGAAAAAACCUGUAGCGGUAGACGAUAAAGUUUCAGCAAAACGAAGCGAGAACUAGAAGACCAACCUAUUGAGAAAAGAAACAAACAGCCUUUUUGUUGAUUUCUUCUAGGAUUUUGCUAAGGGUUGACUUGAUUCUCAUGCAUAUUCCCUAGUUUUCCUUCCAUAUUCAUCAAGAGUAUGAGUUUCUUGGUGCCUGUUGAGGCAGCAGCUUCUGCUGUAAUGGGGGCUGUCUCUGAAGGCGGGACAACAUUCUAUGGUGGGUUCAUGGACAAAAUUUCUGCUUCAAACAGUUUGGAACAGAUUCAUGGAACUCUGAAUGAUGCUGUGAAAAGAUUACUUGCUAAAAGGGACGAUUGCCAGAAUAGACUCCAGAGACACAAGAACAAGAUGCCAACUAAUACUUACAAGAACUGGGUUUGCAGGGUGUUGAAGAUUGAGGAGGAUGUGAAAGAUUUUGAAACCAAAUUUGAAAAAGAAAACAAAGGUUCACGAGUAUGGCAUGUUCUUUCACGUUCAGAGUUCUGCCAAGAGAUGAAAGAUAAGUGUGAAAGAGUUCUCAAACUUUUGGAAGAGAGCAAUCAACUGGGAGAAUAUUUGGUUGAUCAACCACCGAAACCUGUAGAAGUGAUGGGAGCACCAGAAAUCCAAAAAUUUCAGACAUUUCAAAUGCAUGUGGAUAACAUUUUGAAUUUGCUAAGGAAUGACAAAGUUAAAGGGAUUAGAAUCCAUGGAAUGGUGGGGAGUGGUAAAACAGCCAUAAUGCUGAGCUUGAAUAACCACAAAGAAGUUGGCAAUUUGUUUGAUUUUGUCAUCUGGGUGAAGGUUUCAACAGAGGGUAGCAAGGAGAAUUUGAGCACAGAGCAGUUGCAACGGGCUAUUGUGCGUAGACUGAAACUUGAUAUGGAAAUCACCAGCGAUACUUAUGAAGUUGCGAAGAGAAUAUCAGAAGACUUGAAGGGUAAAAGGUAUUUGCUACUCUUGGAUGAUGUGAAGCAAGACCUGAACUUGUAUGACCUCCUGGGAAUUUCAGAAAGUACGAAUGGUAGCAAGAUAGUAUUGACAACUAGAUUUGGUCAUGUCUGUUCCUUGAUUGUGAAUAGGGUCAUCAAGGUGAAUUGCUUAUCACAAGAUGAGGCCUGGAAAAUGUUUCAGGAUAUCUUGGGAUGCCCAGUACUUAAAGAUCAUAGAAAAAUCUCACAACUUGCCUGGAAAAUAGUUAACAAGUGUGGUGGUCUUCCACUCGUUAUAAAAAUGGUAGCGAGUGACUUCAGAAUGAGAAACAGUGAAGAUCAAUGGGUUGAUGGAUUUAACAACUUCAGAAACUGGCCUGACAUGAAACACGAAGGAAUGGGGGAACUGUAUAAAUUGUUGAGUUUCUGCUACAAUAAUUUGAACAGUGAACAGAAGAAUUGCUUUCGCUAUGGUGCAUUAUAUUCUGAAGAUAGUGAUAUUCCCAUAGAUUGUUUGUUGGAAUGUUGGGCUGCUGAAUGUUUUCUUGGCAGUAAUGAUGAUGCAGAUGAGUGCCGCAUCAAUGGUCGUAGCAUAUUGCAGCAUCUGAAGAAUGUAUCCUUACUUGAUGAAGGUUUGACCAAAGGAUAUGUGAGGAUGCACAAAAUUAUCAGGCAAGUGGCUUUACAUGAUGGUGAAUGUAAACUCUUGGUGAAAACCAACGAAGCCUUGCGAAAACCCCCAGAUAAAAAAUAUUGGUUAGAGAAAAAUUGGAUCUCUCUGAUAGACAAUGAACUGCAAACCCUACCAGACUGCCCUGAUUGUAGUGUGCUUUCCACACUCUUCCUACAGAAGAAUUUAAGUUUGAAUACAAUCCCUGCUUUAUUCUUUGAGUAUAUGGAAACUCUCACAGUUUUGGAUUUGUGUUGUACAGGUAUUGUGUCAUUACCACAAUCCAUAUCAAAGUUGAUCAGCCUCAAAGUCUUUUAUCUAAAUGGUUGUAGGUAUUUGGCGGAGCUUCCUUCUCAAUUGGAAGGCCUUAAGCAUCUUGAGGUGCUUGAUUUUCGAGGCAGUGGGAUCAAAAGUAUACCAUCUUUCAUUGAGAAAUUGAUGUGCCUAAGGCGUUUGUUAGUAUCAUUUACUGACAACACUUUUUCAAGGGUAGCUUCUAAUUGCAAAGUGAUUUCCAAGCUUUUUGCAUUGAAGGAAUUGAUCAUUGAUGUGAAAGCUCCUCGCAAGCAAUGGAGUGUUAAGAUGCUAAAUGCUACCAUAGAAAAGAUCGUUCCCGUAAAGCUAACCACUCUCCAAUUCCGGUUUUCAGAUGAGACAGUAGAUAUCAUAAAGCUGGAGGCAUCUACUACAUAUAUCUGUGUUCCCAAUGCAGACAUUCUUAGAAUUUUCAUCAAGCGAGACGACCUUUGCUUUGCAUCAUUUCAAGUCUGCAUUGGUUGCCACUCAACCUGUCCUACAAUUCCUAUGUCAUACCAGUAUGAAAGGUACAUGAAAUGUGAAAGCUUUAAUCCUACUGUUUCAGAGUUACUUGCUAAAGCUGAUGCAUUCGAAUUGGUCAACCUCCCUGCUGAGAAUCUAAUGAAGUUUUUUAAGAGCAUGGAUCAGGUCCGAGGUUUGCUAAUUGAAAGUUGCAAUGCAAUUGGAACAAUUGUGGAUGGUAAUUCAACAAUAAACAGCCCCGUAUUGCCAAACCUAGAGCAACUAUACAUAAAGAAUAUGCCAAUGUUGAAAAGCAUUUUGGAAGGUUAUUUGCCUUUUGGUAGCCUAUGCAAAAUAAAGACUCUAGUUGUAAGUGAUUGCCCAAUGUUGAUCAAUAUAUUUUCUCGGGGAUUGGUUCAGCAACUUUCUGGAAUCCAGCAACUAGAAGUUGAAGAUUGCUUUGAAAUUGAAGAGAUAGUUAUGGAAUUUGAGAAUACUGGAAUGGAUCCAUUUGUGCUCCCAAACCUGGAGAAAAUGACACUUCAUAAUAUGCCAAAAUUAAGGAGCAUUUGGGCAAAUGAAUCAUUGGAGUGGCACUCCUUAAAGGAGCUUGAGAUACGUGGUUGUCCCAACUUGAGUAGACUACCUUUCAAUAAGGAAAAUGCAUUGAACCUGAGGUCAAUUAAAUCAGAGCAAGAUUGGUGGAAUGCACUGCAGUGGCAACGAAAUGAGGUCAAAGAACACUUUCAGCAAUAUUGCACCUUCAGGGUCAUGUCAACUCCUGCAAAUGCUGUAGAGGGCACUAACAGGAUUGUGAAGGAGGCCCCCAGAGACGUGUCCCAGGAAGCACCUUCUAGGGCUGCUGCUUCCAAGAGAAGGCUCCUGGCAGCAGACAAGGGAAAGGCAGUUGCCUCUUCUGGAAAUGGCAAGAGGGGUAGAGUGGACCAAACUUCUGGGGUUCUUUACCGCUUGAUUAGAGCUUUAGCUACAAGCAAGACAAACACGAUGAUGGAUCUUUCUGUCUAAUGAGGGGCAGUUGCUGUGAGAAAGGUGAGUGAAGAGGGCAGUUUAUUAGUGAGCCAAAGUAUGAAGUUCGUAUCAAUUUGUGUUGAGACUUGUACCUAUGCUUAGUUUGUGUCAAUCUGUGUCAUUUCCUUCAAAAACUUCUCUGAUUUGACUCGUUUUACAUUUCUCUCACUUUGUUGGUAUGUAUGAUAUGUCAUGGUAUUUCAAAGACAGUUUUAGCUAGUGACGAUCUGUUCUGGUUAUUGUUUAUGGAAAUAUAUUAGUUUACUGUCCCA